Molecule: messenger RNA, 3203 nt
Organism: Cryptotermes secundus
Lineage: Eukaryota; Metazoa; Arthropoda; Insecta; Blattodea; Kalotermitidae
Gene: Syx7
Product: syntaxin-12
Exons: 9
Coding region: 218-1030 (270 amino acids)
Biological process (GO): intracellular protein transport; vesicle fusion; vesicle-mediated transport
Cellular component (GO): SNARE complex; membrane; endomembrane system
Molecular function (GO): SNAP receptor activity; SNARE binding
Source: RefSeq, a predicted model, not a curated record
UAGUUCAGUUACUUUAUCGCACUUUCCCGUCCACGCGGAAAUAGAUUUGUGUAUUCCGUAUUUAGUUUGAUAAAUCUAAUUUGUCAGCGUUUCAUUUCUAAUUGUUGUCAAGUCAUUAUGCGUCGUCUGAGAUAGCCAACCUACAUCCAGUUACGUUAUUGUAGUAUAGGUAGCUGUCACAAACUUAGACGCCAACCCCGCAGAAUAGUAACAGAUAAUGGAAGGGAGCUAUAGUUUUUCAUCAUACCAUAAUGGUGGGCCAGGAAGGGAAAAGGAUUUCCAGAAACUUGCACAGACAGUUGGAACCAGUAUUCAGAAAAUAUCACAAAAUGUAUCAUCAAUGCAGAAAAUGGUUAACCAGCUGGGCACCCCACAGGACUCGCAAGAUCUUCGAAAUCAAUUACACCAGAUCCAGCAUUAUACGCAACAGCUGGUAAAGGAUACAAGUGCUAAUCUUAAAGAACUGACAGGCCUUCCUCUCCCAGCCUCUGCUUCAGAACAGAGACAGUGGAAGAUGCAGAAGGGAAGACUGGCUGAUGAGUUCACUACAGCCCUCAACAUGUUCCAGGAAACUCAGAGAAGAGCAGCUCAGAAAGAGAAGGAACAAAUGCAGAGAGUAAGGGAAACCUCGGGCCUGGGAGAUCCAUUUGGAGGUGGAAGGUACAAUGAACAGCUGAUUGAGCUUCAAGACAACAGUGGGCAGCAGGAUGCACAGAUGAUGGAUGAGAUGAAUUUACAAAUGUUGGAAGAACAAGCACAAGCUAUUCAACAGCUAGAGAGUGAUAUCAGUGAUGUGAACCAGAUUUUCAAAGAACUUGGCGCUAUGGUCCAUGACCAAGGUGAAAUAGUGGACAGUAUUGAAGCGAGUAUAGAGAAGACUGAAGUGUUUGUUAAUGAGGGUGCAAACCAAAUUCGACAGGCCAGCAGUUAUCAGAACAAACUUCGGAAGAAGAAGUGUAUCCUAGCAAUUUGUCUCAGUGUUGUUUUGGCUGUGAUUAUUGGCAUAAUUAUUUGGCAGGUCUCAAAGUGAGCUCAUACAGGUCAAUGCAAAAGGAAGGUCCUUAUGCUAGGAAUUUCUGGUGUAAUAUGUGCUGUUAUCUUACUAAUCAUAUGAAUCAAGAUACAGGCCAUGCAAAUGAAUUGAUAUACACUUGUGGUGAGCAAAUGAAGCUGGCAGAUGUACGCAGCAUAUGAUGAAGACUGCAGGCUGGAUGUUGUGAAGUUCUACAAAAUGCUCCAUAAAUUGACAGAGACUUACUUUCUAAAUGAAGCACAAUAGAUCAUUGAAGGUCGCAGGGCUGGUUUUUAUGGCUCACCCCUCAUACUCCUACUCAUACUUUCUAAAUGUAUCAUAACAUCACUAUACUUGUUUAUUUGAAGGAUUCACAUGAUUUUCUUCUUACUGUUGUAUACUUAUCUGCAUAUAGUAAACACUUAAGGCCAUGUAUUCUUCUCUUUUUCAGUUAGGAUAAUUUAAUGGAUUGCUCCAGUAUAUAGGCUUUGUGUUUGUACAUCAGUUGUAACAUUCCAUUGACAGUUUUUGGUAGCUUUCACUAAUUAUACCAUUCUGUUAAUUUUCAUGUAGUCACUUUUAUUAAUAUUGUAUAGUGUGUACAAAGAACUACAUAUAUGAGAGAAUUUUAAAUUCUAUAAUUUACUUAAAAAAUGUGCUCUCAUGAAGGAUGUGAAUAAUGUUUUGAUAUAGUUUGUUGAUGCUAAGCAAAAGUCAUGCUGUUGGAAAGACUUGUGUUUGUUGUGAUUCAGUAUUCUCAUUUUUAUGUAUGAAGUAUUUGGAUUUGAAAUUAAUUUCCUGUCUUCUUUUAUUUUGGAAGGAGAGAAUAGGGGAAUUUUUUCAGUUGUUUUUGCUCCAAAAUGAAGAGUUUUAAUUGCAAGUAUUUUAUGGAAGUAAUUUUGAGGAUUUAAAUAACAUUAUCUUCUUCGUAUCCCACGUGUAAUAUGUAAUAGGAGCCUCAUGAUUUGGAACUGUUGGUUUUGUAGUCAUUCUGUUCAGGGUUAGUGAUGAGUUGCAGAAUGGAAAUGAAAUGGUUGAAGAAGCCUCAAAAUCUUAACAAGUUAUGAACCUUGGUACAGAUGCAAAAAUUGUUAUUGUCUGCCUUGGCCAGAUCAGUCCUAAGUGGUGAGGUAAGCAAGAUUCCAUUUGAUGACCUAAUUUUUUAAUCACCUUAUUUCAAUUUUUAUCUGAACAGUGUGAUGAAGUGACCUUCCGUGAUAUUCCAUGUUAAUGAGUGCUCGUACUUUACGCCUACAUGGUACUCUACCUUGUUGACCCGAAGUACAGACAAGUUCUAGAAAUGCACAUGUCAAAGUUAUAUUGUAGUGAUUGUAAGUAUACUUGUUUCCCAUAAAUUGUACAGUGCAGGAAAAUAUCAGAGGAAGAAUUCCAAGUAGCAAGACAUGUGUUGAUGUUGGGAGUGGGGCGAGACAGAGUACUGUGUCACCUCAAAUGAGCCACUUGUAUCAGCCAUUAAUGAUUUUUACUUGGUUAUUUUAUGACACUGUCAGUACUGAGAUUGUACAGCAUCACAUGAUUGAUGAGCUGGAAGGAAAUGGUAAUGGCCUAACCAAGGUGACAUUUGCUUGGAGGAACUGAGGAAGACCACAGAAAGCCUCAAUCAGGAUAGUACCUGGCCAAGAUUCAAACCAAGCACCUCCCAAAUACAUGUUUAGAGGAUUACCAUUAGAUCAGACUGUUUGGUCCAUUUUUUGUACAGUGAUUCAUGCUUUUAGUUAGUUAUUUGAUAACUUUAUUGCAUUCAUCCUGUUGUGUGUCUGUUUAUGGUGUAAGGCACAAUAGAUCACUGUGGUCACAGUGCGAGGGCCAAGAAGGCCCACCCCUUAUACAUUCAUUCAUACUGUUUAUGGUAUUGAUGUAUCCAUCAACACGACAGACAAAACCACACCGAGGGAACGACAACAGGAAGACAGGGUACUCCCAUAUAAGGUAACAACAUAACACACCAAAUAGCACAACUCUUUAUUGACCGUCACAACACAACAAACAGAAAAAAUCAAGGACAGCGCCCAGCUAUGGUUUCGCUAUAUGUUUCAGCCACUAACGGCCAUCAUCAGGCAAACACAUAUUAACAAACAUAUACCACUGAACUGCAUUACAUUAGAUUGGAUAGAAUGUUAUUAAUCAUUUAAAAUACUUUGCGUAAAAAUACAAUAAGUCAGAUUAUAUA